AUGACAACAAAACAAGUACAUAUUGAUCAAUCAAAGGAAAUAUCAAAUGAUGGAAAAAUAACUUCAACAUUGAAUGCUCAAAAUUUGAUUGCUACAACAACAGCAUUGUCACCAUCUGUGGAAAUUAGCACUCGUGCACCAUUAUUUACUGAUAUCGAAUUAAAAUCAAAUUAUCUGCAACAACAAGUUCCUGCAUCAAUGAAUCACGUAUCGAUACCAUCGAUACAAACAAUUCAUCAGAAACCACAGGUUGCUCAUUUAUCACAACCAUCAAAUUCAUCACAACCUGAACAAAUUCAACAACGAUCAGUGCUUUUUACAGCAACUGAACGAAUUUUAAUAGGUGAAACAGAUGAAGAACAGGUUUCAUCAAAAGGACAAGAAAUGAUUACAACAUUACCUGCAAAAGUUUUGGUAUGGAUGCCACCUGGUAUCACCGGUUUAAUUUCACAUGAAACAUCUAACAAAUUUCAUGAUAUCAAUGCAACAACUUCCUCCGAUAAUUCACUAAAUUCUAUUGUAUCUGAAACCCUUAUAUCACAAGCUAAUGAAAUACCAGCAUUAUCAUUAUCAUCGUUAUCACCAUCAUUGUUACCAAUAACAACAACAAUAGCAACGGCAACAACAACAACAGCGACGACAAACACAAUGCCAAUGACUGAAGUAGAAGCGAAAAUUUUAUCUGAUUAUCAAUUCCCCAUAGCGGUACCAGUAGCUAGACCAUUAAACCCAACAAACAUUCCCGAAGCAGUGAUAAGAGAUAACAAAUUUCUCGAUCAGAAUCCGCAAUUCGUAAUUCCGGAAUCGAAUGUGAUGCAGAUAGGAUUAGAAAACUCAAAAAUCCAUUCAAAUCCCAUUAAUACUAUGCCAAGAAGUUAUGAACCGAAUCAAUUUUUGUGA
This is a messenger RNA of Loa loa (African eye worm), 900 nucleotides long. RefSeq lists its product as hypothetical. The coding region runs from base 1 to 900 and encodes 299 amino acids. The transcript is spliced from 2 exons. NCBI's taxonomy places the organism in Eukaryota, Metazoa, Nematoda, Chromadorea, Rhabditida, Onchocercidae. The record is from RefSeq and is a predicted model, not a curated record.